This is a messenger RNA of Podarcis lilfordi (Lilford's wall lizard), 8316 nucleotides long. Lineage: Eukaryota; Metazoa; Chordata; Lepidosauria; Squamata; Lacertidae. The record is from the annotation of a GenBank genome assembly.
AUUCAACACAGAGGGAGGGCAUCUGCAGAGUCCUCGCUCACCCACCCACACUGCCAUGGAGUGGGCUUCAAAACUGGUAGGUGCCUGGCUUUCUUUGUGCCUCUUUUUAUUUACUUUCUAUUUAUUAACAGCCUGUCGAGCUUGUUUGCUUUGGGAAGUGUAAACUUUGCCUGGGUGAACUAUUGCUUUCAGGGCCUGGCACUGAGGAGACAAAAAUGACCUCCCAGAGAGAGAGAGAGUGAGGGAAAGAAAGAAAGGAUCCCAUAGAAGGAAGCACAGAUGGGGACAAAAUGGACAGCAGUUAAGAAUGUCGUGGGAAUGGUUGAUUUGUGCAUAUAAAGUUCUUUCGUUUAUGGUGAGGCAUGGGGGAGAAAGUCAGUUCACUGCACAUUAAAAGGUGAACCGAGUUAAUCCACACAUCCCAAGACAAUAUGCAAACCAAAACACAGCCAUCCUACAAAAUUCGGACUUCUCUGAAUUUUGCAGUGCAGUUGGCCAGGCAACUAAUGUGUACAAAGCUGCAUAUAUAGGGUAACACACCCAUAGGAAUGCAUAUUCUGUUGGGAAUAGAAUAGAAAAAUGCAUUGCAUUAGGGGUAAUUGCUUUGCAAAAUGUCUAUUAGGCAAGAUCGCGUAUAAAAAUGUGUCUAUGAGGAGAAAUUUGCACUGAAAGUGCUGAUGAGGAUGAUUUUGAAGAACAAUUUGCAAACUGAGAUCACCUUGAUGGGGGAGCAUCCUCUCUCUGGGCUCUUCCACUCUGGUCGUUGAGCAUUUACUCUGAUUAUAUGACAAGCAUUUGUCUGGAUUUGCUGGUGGGUACUUAUACAUCUUCCUGAUAAUCAUUUGUUUAUUCCACACUUUUCAAUGUUUCUUCUUGCCACUUUCCUAAUAGCAAAAUAAUUGCAGCUGCACUAGGGUGACAGAGUGCGCUAAUCCACUUUAACUAUGCAAAGCUCAAUUUCCUCAUAGGCAAUUUCAUCCCUCCUGCAAAAUACUGACAGUUUGGGGGCUCCCUCUCUUUCCCAGCUUUGACUAAAUUACUUGAAAGGGGACAAGUGCUAGUGACUACCUAUACAAGGAGUGAAUAGUGAACCUUUGGCCCUCCCAGAUGUUGUUGAACUACAACUUCCAUACGUCUUAGCAAAAUGGCCAAUGGCUAGGGAUGAUGGGAAUUGCAGUUCAGUAACCUCUGGAGAGCCAAAGGUGCCCCUGAGUUGUAUGAUGAAAAGUACCCAGUGUGCUCUCUUUUCUUCCUCUCCAGAUGGUUUUCUGUGCUAUCUGCCUUUCCUUCACACUUGAUGCCUCCAGAGAAACAAAAGAGCAAAGCAAGGGAGCUAAAGGAAAGAAGAGAGGAUCAGCAAAAGCCAAGGUUCAGCACCUGAAGGCUCAGGAAUCCUCACCUGACCCGGUGCUAAGAGUAAACCCAGAGGCUUCCACAGACUACACCCUUGUGGAGGAUUACGAGCAGAGCAUCCAUGAGAUGGUUAGCCAGCUGCGGAACAGCUCUGAACCCCUGGAGAGCAAGUGCCAGGUCAACCUGAGGCUCUGGAUGUCCAACAAGAGGAGCCUGUCUCCGUGGGCCUACAGGUGAGAUAGAGCAGGUCUCAAGGCAUUGUGGUUGCCCCACACAGGUCUUCUCACAAGCCUAUCUGUACAAGACAAAAAAUUGUGCCUCGGUUGCAUUUUGCUUUCUGUGUGGUAUUCAACCAAUCUGUGGCCUAGAACAGUGGUUCCCAAUAGGUGGUCGGUGGACCCCCUCCGUGGCACCUUUCAUAUAACAAAAACUACCACAGAGAUAUCAAAACUGUCAAAAGUAGAGGGUCCAUGGCUUGAAAAACAGGUGGUCCCCAGAACCUAGCUACAGUGGUACCUCGGGUUAAGAACUUAAUUCGUUCUGGAGGUCCGUUCUUAACCUGAAACUGUUCUUAACCUGAGGUACCACUUUAGCUAAUGGGGCCUCCCGCUGAUGCCGCCACCGUGCGAUUUCUGUUCUCAUCCUGAAGCAAAAUUCUUAACCAGAGGUACUACUUCUGGGUUAGCGGAGUCUGUAACCUGAAGCGUCUGUAACCCGAGGUGCCACACUAAUUGGGAACUACUGACUUAGAGCCAACAGCAUGAUUACUGGUCAUGAUUACUGCUAUUUGUCUGUGGGGUGGUGUGUGUUGGGGGAGUGUAUUUGCUUAUCUUUUUAACUCAGACCCUUCUGCUGGAGACAGAAGGAAGUGGGUUGACAACAAGUGCCCCCGCACCCGUCCCAUGCAGGCUACAACCUGCUUCAACACUUGAGAUGCCAUCACACAUGAUCAAGAGGCACCUUGGACCUCCUAGCAAGGAGCACCACUGGCACGCUGGGAUUUAUUUGUAAUUGGUUUAAAAACAAUCAUGUUAUCUAAUCAGACAUUUCCCACCCUAUUGUGGCCUAUCCAAGGGUUGUGGCAUUCCCAUAUGUCACUCAUUAGCAUAUGCUAAUUAAUUCCUAUAUUUAAUACUGCCCUAGCUUAAGACUCAGCCAAGAAAAUGCUAGCGAAGUAGCAGAAAAACUUGGUAGUAUUGGCCCGAUUUUGUGGCACUCUAUCCCCGCCUUGUGGUGCUCUUGAAAGUACAUGAAUGUGUCACUUUUCUGAAGGGCCCAACUGAGACAUUUCACUCACCUUUUUAAGAACAGAGACCACAUAACUCUGAUGGAUUCAGCACUGCAGAAAAUCAAUUCCUUUCUGGGCCUUGUGGCUGUAGUUUGAUCAUGGCAGGAGGAACUUGGACCAAUGCAUUUACCACAUCAGGUUACCUGGGACCUUUGGCACAUGAAGCCACUGCUGUUUCCUCGACAUCUGGUUUCACCAGCUCAGUGAACUGCCCCCGGCAUGGAGUAACUAAAGCUUUGUUGUGUCAAUGGGUAGCACCAGUCUGAGCCUACAUUCAGACUGAACCAUUUGAAGCAGUAAAGGCUUCUAAGUUCUUCUGAAUGUGCCUCUGCCAUAGGGACUUUAAAAACAGUACCAUGCAUUACAGAGUUAGGAUCACGUGUCUCUGUAUGUUUUUGGGUGGGAAACAGAUUCUACUACCUCAUUUCCAAGCUAUGCAGAGUGGGGCUUGGCUCAAACCACACAGCAGAGGCAGUUAAAGAAAUCUACCCCUGGGGCACAACAUUCUGAUUAUUUCUGAGGCCGCACUAAAUGGUCUUCUGCAAGCCUAGGACCACAGUGUUCCUCAGGACAUGCCUGUAAACAUAACUUCAAAGGUAGGUGUUGCUUUGAACUUUCUCCCUCAUACGGCGCAAGGGCACCCCCUCCAUUUCUCUUUGUUCACAGAUGUUUUGCUCUGCAGGCACCAUUCCUUUCUUGCUAUUGUUGUGGCAUGAAUGCCUACCAUUGUAUGGCCAUUAGAAACUGGAGCAUGCACCAUGGUGCUUGAUGCCAAGGUCUUCCUACAUCAAGUAGGUCUUCCUACAUUUUAUGGGCCUCUCUGGGAGGAUUCAGCAAGUCACCUCCUGUCACACCUUCCAGUGCAUGUCCAAGUUCACUGAGUUAACUUACACAUGCACUGGAAGGUGCCAUGGUAGAUGGUGGUUGUUACCCCAAAAUUCUGGGGCGCCGCUUGGUAUGUAUGUGACCUGCCUUCCUAUCCUCAGGAGCCCCACCCCCUCUGCCCCCCAAAUGAAUGUGCUUGUUCUGAUGUCAGCACGUUUCCACUCCAGGAUCAACCACGACGCAGCACGAAUCCCAGCCAACAUCCCAGAGGCGCACUGCCUGUGUGCUGGGUGCAUCAAUCCCUUCACCAUGCAGGAAGACCGCACCAUGGUCAGCAUCCCCAUCCACAGCAAAAUCCCAGUGCGCCGACUGCUGUGUGAGCCAAGCAACCCCAGCCGGAAGAAGAAGAGGUGCCGCAAGGAGUACAAGACCGUGAUGGAGACCAUUGCUGUGGGCUGCACUUGCAUCUUCUGAGAACUGCUGCUAUUCCUGCUUCGGGUUCCCUAAGGAUUAGUAGCGCUCCCGUCUUCCUAGCCUCAUCUUCCCCUUCCGUUCUCCCAGAACGUGCUUUUUCUCCUGCCAAGAUGUGGGAAGAUCUAUGUGCUUCCAGAGGCCAAAGCUGCUUUCGUUGGACUCCUUCUCUCCUAUAACCCGCAGAGAGGUUGACAGCGCCACAUGCACACAGCAAGAUAUUGGAAUCGUAGAAUUGCAGAGCUGGAACGGACCUUGAGGAUCAUCUGGUCCAACUCUCUGCAAUGCAAGAAUAUGCAGCUGACCCAAAUGGGGAUCAAACCCACAACCUUGAGUGCUUUCUGUGCCGCACAAUUGGUAAUUAACUGUAUCCGACACGGAUCCAGAGCAAAUUGCUUCAUUUCACCCUAAUAACUCUGAAUCUACAGUCACUGGUGCCAGUUUUUACUCUUUGCCAGGCACGCCUGCUCAAUCGGGAGUUCAGCAGAAAGGGAAGCUGCUGUGUGGCUGCUGCGGAGGAAGGAGAUCCAGCAAAGGUGCAGCGGCUUCAACCAUCUUGCCCUCCAUCUGGGGCUCAAAGCCCUUUAGCACUGGCUUGAUGGCUGCUCAGUUUGCAAGCUGACUCUGCAGCCCAUCUGCUGGAGUUGCUCAGGGCUUAGGCCAGGAUGACAUCACUAUGCAAAGAGGCCCUUCCAUGUCCUCCUCCCUACUGGGUUGCACUAUCAAAAUGGAGGCUUUGAUAGGAUACAUCUUCAGUAUCAACUGAAGGCCCAAAGCUGGGCCACUGCUCUUUUGACAGUGCCCUGCUGCCUUCUGUGUGGGAGCAGGAGAAUCUGUACUUGCUGUGCUUGGUGGAGAAGGAGAGGCCUUUCAAGGCUACUUGGCAGGCUCUUGUACACCUCACACAAAACUAACAAGGAGAUGUCUUAUCUUAAUACCAAACAGUUCUAAAAGUCCUGUGCUGGCAGCCCUGUUCACAGGGCCUAGGUAUCAGCAAAAUGCUUGGCUGAGGAACAAACACCGCAGCUUUGGCACAUGUGCCAAAGACUAGACAGACUCAGGAGGCAGCAAGAGAUCCUGAGGCAAUCCAUUAUUCGUGACACCCUAGAGACAAGGACCAUGGCCGUUUUGGGAACCCACAACCCUUCUGCACAUAUCAGAAGCAGCAUCCCUUGGUGCAGAGCCACAGCUCGCUGACAAGAACCCAGGAUUUUUUUUGUAUGCUCAAAGGUGCCAGGUUUAACCACAGGCAGCUCCGUUAAAAUGGUUCUCAGGCAGCAGAGCUGCCAAAAGAUCCCUGUCCGAGAUUUUUGGGAAAGUGCAGUCAGUGAACACAGACAAGGCUGGUUUUGAUGGGCCAGUGGUUUGCCUUCGUGCAAGGCAGCAUCACAGGCUAGGAAGUCCAGGACUAGGAAUGGUGGCAGUGGAGACAGUUCUGGCUUGUGGAAGGCAAGUCCUUUAAGCAAAACAGUGCAAGAGAGAGGGAGCCACAUGCUAAGGCAGGGGUGGUCAACCUGCAGCCAUGCAGAGGUUGGUGGACUACAACUCCCAUCCUCCCUGACCACAGGCUCUUCUGGCUGGGGCUGAUGGGAGUGUGAGUCCAGCAACACCUGAAGGCCACUCCUAAAUCUAUGCAGGGGCUGCCUUUGUGCCAGAAUGCUGCAGCACUGGGGAGAAAACAAUGGGUAGUUUUCCUUUCAGUUCACUCAGUUUCCCAGCAUUUCACAGAGCAGCCACAUGCAGGCGCUCAGCUCUGCAGAACUUAAUUAGAGAACGAUAUCAGCUCCUAGUAGCCUUGCCCUUUCUGAGAAAUGGCAGAACUCACUGGCUGGUAAUUUUGCUCAAGAGGAAGCUUUGCUCUUGACAACUCAGCAAGCUAUCCCUUGACCAUAGAAAGGAAUCUGGGGGGUGAGCAGGGCUCUAGAUCAGCAGCACGGCAAGGAGUACAUUAGUCACCAUUUCGGGAGCUACAGAAUCAGCUCAAGGAAACAGCAUACAGUACCAAAUCAGGAAAGGUUCCAGGUGUUUAUACAGCAAUUCCUUCUGGUUUGGAAACAAUGGAAACCAAUUUCUUUUUUUGCCAUUAGGGGGAUUAUACCCGUCCCCUCCCCCCCAAUUAUACACAGGGAAAGGCAACAUCAGCCAUUAGCUGCAAGGGUUUGAGGCGAUCAGGGCAGUGGUUUAUGCAGUUUCACAUAUGUACAGGCAGUCAGAGUCAAAAGGGUGUUAGAACCUGAGCUGUAGCCAAUACCAGGAGACCCAUCUCAGGGCUCUCUAGCUGACUACAAUUAGAGGCAAGUUCAUGAAGCUUGGCAACAAAGCAAAAGGAACAACAUUGUUUUGGAUGGCAAAACAGACACACACAAAGACACAAAAAGGAGUCACAUCAGAGACAGUGCUCUGCCCGUUCCCUUGAGUAUAGAGGCCUAUGCGUAAAGAGAAAGGCCAACACAAAUCAACUCAGGGGUAAGGACUGCAGAGGCUUAGGAGGCAAUCCAUCCAUUCUAGGACAGGGUUUUGUUUUGCCCUGAACAGUUAUGGACAGUGGCAGUGCAUGGAUAUGGGGCAGCAGGUAAGGAACACUUAGCCUGAAGCAGAAAACCAGCCCAUCAAGGCUGGAAUCAGUAUACGAUGCUCCCCAUUAACCAGCUCAGGUCCCUUCCAAGGUUAUCUCAAGAGGAAGCCGUACUAGCUGGGCACAUGUAGAUAUUGAUUCACAGACUCUCUGAAACAUAGCAGGAAGGGGGAUGCCCUUAUUGUAGACAAUAGACACAUGGGGAUGUAUGCCAAGUCUUCUGUUUCUCUCCUUGCUAAACCUCCAGUGUAAUCCUUCAAUACCCCCCACCCCUACCCCAAUUCCCGCCCUGCAUGCACUAAAGGAGAGUUUCCUGGAAAGUCUACUCUAGCAGCAACUGCUAUAAAGUCACAGCUCGGUCUUCACUUUGUGCAUCAGGUCCUUCUGGUCUAUUUUCUCUAGGUCACGAUUCCAGAAGUUGUAGGCUAAGAGGGCCACGUUUUUGGCCGCCACAGCAGCCAUUUCCAUUGAGCUGGCUGCCCACUCCAUGCUGUUGAGGUAGUAGAGGUUAUCGUGGAGGACAAUGGGCGGGAGGCUCUUGGAAGACCCAUAGUCAGGAUAGGCCUGCCAUUCCGUCACCUGGACAGAGUAGUAGGAACGGAACAGAGUCUUCAACUCUUGCUUCUCCAAGGGGUGCUGGGAGUGGACUCGCCAUAUGGCUGCCUCUUGGGGCUGCUUCCGCCUAAAGGUACUGGAUAUAUUGACGGGGCAAAUGUUGUCCAUGGAACUGAAGAAGAGGACAGGAGCAUCUGUGGUGAGGAUGCUGGCAAAGGGGAAGAGCUUUGGAUCUGGGAAGCCAAAAUAAGAGGAGUUGAGGUAGCCAUGGAUGACAGAAGUGACCGUGGUGUGGAAGGUCCCUGGGAACUCAGCAAUGGGAGGGUCAAAGUUCUGGAAGCUGAUGUUGCUCUUGUUAUUAUGCAGUGGAGCAGCAAUAACCACGAUGUCAUAGAAGCUAGAGCCUUGGCCUUCCUCGUCCUCAUAGUGAACCUGGUAGAAGUUUUUUCCUUCUGCAAAGAGUGGAGAGAGAGAGAGAGAGAGCUCAAAACAGCAACUCAAAUACACAAAAACUACCCUCACAUCCUGCUGAAGGUUUUAAGGAGCUAAAUGGGUAAGACCUAGAAGCUGGAAAGCUUCUUCAACAAUCUGCCAAGGCUCUGAGGUUCUCCAUGUUCCUUAGUUAACCCCUUCCCCUCUGUUUCUUAUUAUUUUCUUGUUGUUGCUGGUUUAAGCUUCCAGACCCUGCCUGGUGAGCUAGACCAGACACAUAGAGUUGAUAUACAUUUUGCACAAGUGACAGAUAUAAGAGUAAACAGCGACUGUAUUUCUGACUGUCUACUAGUAAGCAGGUGGGGAAUCCUCCCACCUUCUGUGUGCACAGAUGCAAGUGAUACUAGGAAAGACCAAAAUAUUGGAGCAUAUGAAAGUGAGGGUGUGUACGUCUACGGAUGUCUCAGUCUUGGGUACACUGUCAAAAGGAGCACUGUUAACUACAAGAUACACCAGAUCUGGCUGAUAAGCUGCAGGAAGGGUGGCCAAGGUGGUACUUCUCCAGAUGUUGUUGGACUCCAAUUCCCAUCAGCCCCAGCCAGCAUGGCCAACAGUCAAGGAUCAUGGGAGUUUGUUGUCAAGCAGCAUCUGGAGCUACUCAACAGCUUGUGAGAUAGCAAGCAUGAGACUGUAAGGUUCACAGUGGCAUAAAAUGAAAGCAUGUGAAUGCAGCAGCAGCACAAUUGUGUUUUUCAUACUGUAAUUUUAUGUUGCGAACUAUCCUGAGAUCUAUGGAUAUACGGCAGCAUUCACAUUU